CGCUGUGCUGCUAGGGAUCGCAGCAGGCAGGGGGGAGGUGCGAGAGGGUUCGAAGGGACAGGCCCGGGCAGCGAUCGGGGGUUGGCACCAGUUCGCUUACCUUUCGAGAGGCAGGGCGCGCUUGUCCACAGUCCUCGCUGACCGCACUAGCUGCGGCUUCUGUUCUCCUUUACCCGAAGCCCAGUAGCCAGAGCCCUGGCGUCUGACCCCGCCAUGCCUAGCCUUUGGGAUCGUUUCUCGUCUUCCUCUUCGUCCUCGUCCCGAACUCCAGCCACUGAUCGGUCGCCGCGCUCCGCCUGGGGAUCUGCGGCCAGAGAAGAGGGCCUUGACCGCUGCGCGAGCCUGGAGAGCUCGGACUGCGAGUCCCUGGACAGCAGCAAUAGUGGCUUCGGACCGGAGGAAGACUCCUCAUACCUGGAUGGGGUAUCCCUGCCCGACUUUGAGCUGCUCAAUGACCCGGAGGAUGAGCACCUGUGUGCCAACCUGAUGCAGCUGCUGCAGGAGAGCCUGUCCCAGGCGCGAUUGGGCUCGCGGCGCCCUGCCCGCCUGCUGAUGCCGAGCCAGCUGGUGAGCCAGGUGGGCAAGGAACUCCUGCGCCUGGCUUACAGCGAGCCGUGCGGCCUGCGGGGGGCACUGCUGGACGUCUGUGUGGAGCAAGGCAAGAGCUGCCACAGCGUGGCUCAGCUGGCUCUCGACCCCAGUCUAGUGCCCACCUUUCAGUUGACCCUGGUGCUGCGUCUGGACUCUCGCCUCUGGCCCAAGAUCCAGGGGCUGUUGAGUUCUGCCAACUCGUCCUUGGUCCCUGGCUACAGCCAGUCCCUGACGCUGAGCACCGGCUUCCGAGUCAUCAAGAAGAAACUGUACAGCUCGGAGCAGCUGCUCAUCGAAGAGUGCUGAACUUCCGUCCUGGAGUGGGGGUGGGGAGCGCACUGCCCCCAAAGUGGAGACUAGGAACCAGCAGGCAAGGACUGA
This is a messenger RNA of Acomys russatus (golden spiny mouse), 972 nucleotides long. RefSeq names its product DNA damage inducible transcript 4 (gene Ddit4). The coding region runs from base 214 to 897 and encodes 227 amino acids. Lineage: Eukaryota; Metazoa; Chordata; Mammalia; Rodentia; Muridae. Gene Ontology annotation, molecular function: 14-3-3 protein binding. The transcript has 3 exons. The record is from RefSeq and is a predicted model, not a curated record. Gene Ontology annotation, biological process: negative regulation of TOR signaling; response to hypoxia; apoptotic process. Gene Ontology annotation, cellular component: cytoplasm.